Ilex paraguariensis (yerba mate) is the source of this 1227-nucleotide messenger RNA. NCBI's taxonomy places the organism in Eukaryota, Viridiplantae, Streptophyta, Magnoliopsida, Aquifoliales, Aquifoliaceae. The record is from the annotation of a GenBank genome assembly.
AUGAGACCUCUGUUUUCUUCUUCCUCUGUUUUCUUCUCUUUCAUUGCCCAUAAACUUCUAUACCUUUUCCAGUGCAGGGUCUGUUGUUUUGAACAAAGAGAGGAAAUGACUAACCAGAAUGUGGUGGUUUCCGAUGAAGAAUCGGCCAUAAUUACGUUGACCCUCACCAACUCGUCUCUUUUCUCGCCGGCGGUGACAAAGCCGGUGGCUAUUCCAGGUGGGUAUGUCACCAUUUCAAGAAAAAAGUUGUUGAACAAGCUUGGAGGUGGUGGUGGUGAAGGAACCAAGAUCAAUGCAUGGGUUGAUUCAAUGAGAGCUUCUUCUCCAACUCGUAAAUCUGCCCCUGCUCUGACUCUCUCAUCUGAAACUGAAGAUCAAAAGUCCUGGAUUCUUCAUCAUCCCUCAGCACUAAGCAUGUUUGUGGAAAUCAUGAAUGCUUCAAAGGGGAAGCAGAUAGUAAUGUUUCUGGAUUACGAUGGCACACUAUCGCCAAUUGUGGAGGACCCGGAUCGAGCUUUCAUGUCCAAAGAGAUGAGAGAAACUGUGAGGGAUGUUGCAAAGUAUUUUCCUACAGCUGUAGUGAGUGGAAGGUGCAGAGACAAGGUUUAUAGUUUUAUAGGAUUAUCAGAGCUUUAUUAUGCAGGCAGCCAUGGCAUGGACAUCAAGGGACCAACCACAGGUCACAAAUACAAAAAAGGUAAUCAAUCCGUUCUCUGCCAACCCGCCAGAGAAUUUUUACCGAUGAUCAAUGAGGUGUACAAAGCUUUGUUGGAAGAAACAAAAUCCAUCCCAGGAGCUACGGUAGAAAACAACAAGUUCUGCAUAUCCGUACAUUUCCGCUGUGUGGAUGAAAAGAAGUGGGAUGCAUUAGCUGAGCAAGUGAGAUCAGUGCUCAAGGAUUAUCCAAAGCUAAGACUGACUCAAGGGAGGAAGGUUCUAGAAGUUCGACCGACCAUCAAAUGGGACAAGGGAAAAGCCCUCGAAUUCUUGUUGAAGUCACUAGGCUAUGCAAAUUCUAGUAAUGUUUUCCCAAUCUUUAUUGGCGAUGAUCGGACCGACGAGGAUGGAUUCAAGGUUUUGCGUAAGAGAGGUCAAGGGAUAGGGAUUCUUGUGUCCAAAGUUCCGAAGGAAACAAAUGCCUCCUACUCUUUGCAAGAACCGUCGGAGGUUAUGUACUUCUUGCAGCGUUUGGUGGAAUGGAAACGAUCGUUGCUAUCAAGACAUUAG